UAGAAGACCUCCAAGGUCCCUUCCAGCUCUGUUCUAUAAAAGGUGAACUGGGCUGAGAAAGAGUGACUAGUUCAAAGUCACCAGCCAACUUUCUUGCCUAAGAUGGAACUACAACUAUCUCCAUGUUUUUAGCCUGGUGCCUUUCUUAGAGAGCUGUUUCCAACUGCUUGAUCAACUUUGUUGCCAUUCUGUAAAGUUGUACUACUAUGCUGAAUAGUAGAAAUAUUUCUAUAAGGCAUGACAUGAUCAAUGCAAAAGACAGAGUACCUCCCAGUGAUUUGCCAAUUAUAUCUGUAUUAAUGCAGUAUAAAAUUACAGUUCAUUUGCAUAAGUAUAAGUAAUGUUAUACUUUUGACUGAUUCAAAUCCUUGUCAACCACAAUUCCAAGCUUUAUCCCAUUCAAUUUUGUGUUAUGUAUUUCACGGCUAUUCUUUCACCUCAUUAAUAAAAAUGUGAAUGGAACAGAAAGCUACAACACACCACUCCCUAUCUUCUUUCACUUUAACUAAGGAAUGCGUUUCAAGAGUACCCACUAUAUCAAAGUCAUAAUUAUGUAUUUUACUAAUCUAAGCUUCUGAGGUAUUGUUAGAUGUCAUGCCCUGGAUCAAAAGUGAGAUAAGGUUAGCUUGGCAAGACUUGUUCUUGGCAAACCAAUGCUGACCUGGCACGAGAAGUUUCUGGGCAAUGCCCAGAAUCCCUAGACAGUGCAGCUACUUGGUACAGCCUUCUCAAAGAGUCAACACAUCAAUACUUGUGAUUUUUAAGGUUAACAUUUAGAGGCAUCGUUCCCUCGAGGGAAGGUAAGUGCAGAGGUAAACCAUAGGAGAGAGCUGGUGUCCACAUUCCUUCUUCGGCAGCAUCGGGCAAGUAAUCGUGGAGAGCAAACUCUGUAGCUAAGCAGACCCACCUUGAGUCCUGGUGGAACUUCCCUUCUCCCCUCAAACCGCGGCAUGACUAAGACUAACUCGGUUAUCAGCGCGCAAGGCGACGGCUGCGCUUUAACGCGCACCCUGAGUGGUACCGGUACAUUUGCCUCAGCCAACCUCCCCACCCGAGCAGGCGACAGAGGGCACCAGGAGAAAACCCGAAUUACAGACGUGCUUUCGGGGCCACGGAAGGCCUCCGUCCCGCCUGUGGCGCCCACCAGACGAUACCCCAACACCCUUGGAACUCCAGAGAAGUUCCCGUUGAAGCCCCGCCCAUUUCGCAUCAGCCUCUUCUCCGGGUUCGCCCCAAUGCCGUGGGAAGUAUCCCCGAGUUCCAUUGGUUCUGCGGCGGUGACAAUUCAGGCCCCGAGGUUCGUCAUUGGAUCCCGGAAAGGAAAGAAUGCGCGGCCCGAUUAUUUUCGUAGCUCUUCUGUCAUUGGCUGCUUAUAUAGCGCGGAUGCUUCUUUUCCACCGGAGGCGAUUGGUCCCGAUGUAGUGCUAGAAGGGAGGGCUCUGUGCGUUCACUUUCUCCUGAUUGGAUUUUCAUCCCAGGCUGUUCGGCUCGGAGACCGUUCGGGUGUUCGGCUCGGCAUCCACGGAAGACGCUUAGCAAGGCUGCGUAACUCGGCUUUGAGGGGAACGCGUGCGUAACACCGACGAGAGCGCAGCGGCUCUUUCCGAGUCCGGAGAAAUGGGGCGGUCGGUUCCGUAUUCCCGAAGACUAGUCCGUAGGGGCGCGUAAGCGGAGCAAGGAGUUAGAACCUUGAGGCCGUAUCAACAGCAACCGAGAGAAAAAAAGCCGCAACGGCCCCGUGAGCGCGUAGCGGACAAAGGAACCCGAUCGAAGGGGUGGCGGAGGCGGGGCCAAGCGAGACCCACCGCCAGCAACGUCGCAGCCGGCUGAGUCGGGAGGAUCUGCCGCUUUCAGCAGCAGCACCACCACCACCAUGGACCAGCCCGCCGUCCUCCAACUGCACUGCAGCGCCGCCCGCCUGAGCCACCUCUCCGGACGCGAUUUGCCCGCCCCACGGGCGCUAUGAGGAGAACUCCGGCGGCACUCGGCCCCCGCGUUGUCGAGCGAGAGACGGAGUGACGAGGCAGGACGAAACGGAGCAGAGAAAAGGAAGAGAAACCAGAGGAGGAGAAAGUCGGUCCGAUAGGGAAGAAAAGCUAACAGCUAACAACCAUGUCAGGGCGCCCGAGAACCACCUCCUUUGCAGAAAGCUGCAAACCGGUGCAGCAGCCUUCAGCCUUUGGCAGCAUGAAAGUUAGCAGAGACAAAGAUGGCAGCAAAGUGACUACAGUAGUAGCAACUCCUGGACAAGGUCCAGAUAGGCCUCAAGAAGUUAGUUAUACAGACACUAAAGUGAUCGGGAAUGGAUCUUUUGGUGUUGUUUAUCAAGCCAAACUCUGUGAUUCAGGAGAGCUGGUUGCCAUUAAAAAAGUUCUGCAAGACAAGAGAUUUAAGAAUCGAGAGCUUCAAAUCAUGAGAAAGCUUGAUCAUUGUAACAUUGUCAGAUUACGUUAUUUCUUUUACUCCAGUGGAGAGAAGAAAGAUGAGGUAUAUCUUAAUUUGGUGUUGGACUAUGUUCCUGAGACAGUAUACAGAGUGGCAAGGCAUUAUAGUAGAGCCAAACAGACACUCCCUAUGAUAUUUGUGAAGUUGUAUAUGUAUCAAUUAUUCCGAAGUUUAGCCUAUAUCCAUUCCUUUGGAAUAUGUCAUCGGGAUAUAAAACCACAGAAUCUUUUGUUGGACCCUGACACAGCUGUUCUAAAACUUUGUGAUUUUGGAAGUGCAAAGCAGCUAGUUCGUGGAGAGCCUAAUGUCUCUUACAUCUGCUCUCGAUAUUACAGAGCACCAGAGUUAAUUUUUGGAGCCACAGAUUAUACUUCUAGUAUAGAUGUUUGGUCGGCCGGUUGUGUGUUGGCAGAAUUAUUAUUAGGACAGCCAAUUUUCCCAGGGGAUAGUGGUGUAGAUCAGUUGGUGGAAAUAAUUAAGGUCCUUGGAACUCCUACAAGAGAACAAAUUAGAGAAAUGAAUCCAAAUUAUACAGAAUUUAAAUUUCCUCAGAUUAAAGCACAUCCAUGGACUAAGGACUCGUCAGGAACAGGACAUUUCACCUCAGGAGUACGGGUCUAUAAAGCAAUUGCCGCUCUUGGAAUGAAAGAAUUAGGAGAACAGCUGAGAGUGCCUCAUCACUCUCCUGGCUUAAGUUAUAAGGUCUUCCGACCCCGCACUCCACCAGAAGCAAUAGCUCUAUGUAGCCGUCUGUUGGAAUAUACCCCAACUGCCCGCCUGACUCCACUGGAAGCAUGUGCACAUUCUUUCUUUGAUGAAUUACGGGACCCAAACAUCAAAUUACCAAGUGGUCGAGAGAAACCUGCACUCUUUAAUUUCACUACUCAAGAAUUGUCAAGUAAUCCAUCUCUGGCUUCAAUCCUCAUACCUGCUCAUGCUCGAAAUCAAGCUGCUGUUUCAACUCCUACCAAUACUCCAGCAGCCUCAGAUGCCAGUGCAGGUGAUCGAGUUCAGACCAAUAAUGUAGCUUCUACAUCAGCUUCCAACUCCACCUGAACUGAUCUCAAGCAGCAGCUUGUACAGGAACAAUCACCAGUAAUUUUGAGUCUUACUCAGCAAUGCUGGUCACAUUUGGAAAGAAAAUGUAAAAAGAAGGGGAAAAACUGUUCAUUAUAGUGUUGGAUUUUUAAAAAUUGUUGUUCUUAUUUAACCUUGUAAAAAACCAGUUUCAUUGUAUGCUCACUCUGCAGGCUCUUUGGGGCAGGGGAAUAAGUGGGGUGGGAAAAGGGAAAUGGAUUAUUAGAACACCAAAUUUCUCUUCCCAUGACAAUCUUCUAAUUUCAGAUAAUUGCUGUUGUGUACUUUAGAAUCAGGAAUCUUAUCUGACGUCCUCCAACAAUCACCGCCAUCACCAGAAAAAAGGAAAGAAAGAAACCCCUCAUUCUGCUGAAGCCUUGUAUUUUUAAGUGAUGUUUCAAUUUUUGGUGUAGUGCACAACUUGAAUUUGGUUAGGAGUUUAACAGAAGUUGCUCAUCUUGAGUAUUAUUUGCUGGAAUUAAAUGUCUUCGUGUUAGGUGAGGAGGAAGAACAAGAUGAGGUGCUACAAUAUGCUGAGUUGCCAAAGGGAAUUAUGAAGGAGGAGGGAAGUUACAGUGUGAAAAAAAGCUUGAAAUAAUAAGGAACAAAUCACCUUAAAUUUCAUUUGCCUCUAAAGAAUUCUGCAGACAUACACUAUUGGCUUGAAUGUACCUAUCCCAAUGUUUUAGGAGUUGGAUAUUUAAAAAAUCUGGAAAGCAUAGAAGAAAGCAUGAUUAAUCAUAUCCACCCCUCAGUAGAUGGGAGUAGGUGUGCAUAUCCCUCCAUAUGCAGAAAAUAGAAAAUUCCUCCUGCAUUCUGUUCACUCAUUUUGAUUCUAAGUUGAUUUCUUUCUUGAAGAACAACACUGGGAAAAAGAUGCAAGGAUAAAAUGUGAAUGGACAUACUAUUUUCAUAGCAUGCAGUGUUUUUAAGUUGAUAGAUUUAUUUAACAGGGUAGAUUUAAAUCCUGGUUUAUAUUUAAAUGCACCUUUUUCAGUCUCUUCUUUUCUAACCUUUGCUCCUGUUUCCUAUGUCUUUGUUCUGGAUAAUUAAAUUGUGGCCAAAGGUCUCUGUGACAUGAAAGCAAUAUGCCUUGAAAAAGUUUGAGAAAAAAUGUCCUUACUAAUGCAUGAAGCACUAGUGGGUUCUUGUGACUAGCUUCUUCUUUGAUUUGAUAGCUGUACUUAUUUAGCUUUACAUUGGAUUCACUUUACCUUGCAAUAUCUUUCAUUGGUGAACCUUUUGAAAUUAGAUUUGGACCAAGGAGAGCAAGUAGUUUAUAUUCAUUUCUUAGGUGUGAAGCCAUUAAGAGAAGUAGGGUCUCAAAUGGAGAAUGGGGCAUGGUCAGAAAAGAGUGGCGGCUUCUCUAAAAAAAAAUCAGAUGACUUUAAAGACCACACAAAUCAUUACGUAAACUAUUUUUAAGAGCCACGAGCUGGGAAGCCAUCUUUCAAAAACUAAAGCUGACUAGAAAAUAAUCCAUAAUGGAUGAGAGGCCUGGAAAGACUGUCUUGCUGCAUGGCUUGAGCCCACUGGCAUCUUCCAUGUUGAUUGGUGGCCAUCGUAGUCAAAGCUCAGUUUUGUGGUCUGAAUUCAGAAAUAGGAAAUCUUAGGAGGUUUUGUAUUAUUUUCAUUGGUUUAAAUAAUAGGAGAGAAUAAUUAAAAGCUUUAACACUUUUUUUAGUGUGUGUGUGUGUGUGUGUGUGUGUGUGUAAAAACCAGGAUCCUGACACCCCCACCCCCCAAGGAUCAUGGCAGAACUGCAAGCAAAAUUUUAUAUAAAUCUAGAUCCAGGUGUUUCAGUAUCAUUUUUUGUAAAUAAACUGACAAAAGCUCCUCACCAAAUUCAAGUAUGUACAUUAGUUCUUAAACUUUUAAGUUGUAUUGCUUUAUAUGUAAAUACGUGGACACAGGAACUGUUAUUAAUGAACAAAUGUUACCAUUCAGGGCAGUUAAUUUGUUUUAAUAAUCAGACAAAAUGUAGACAAGCUUUUUAAAGCCAUAUAAUUCUAACUAUGUACAGUAGAUAACUGGCCUGUAUUAUUGUAACGAUAACUUUAGCAAUGUAUAGUGUAUCUAUAUAGUUUGGAGUGCCUUUGCUUCCAUGAUUUUUUUUCCUUCCUUUUUGUAACAGAUGCCUCAUAGGUGCAGAUAUGCUUUCCUUUUUUCAGCCAUUUCAUGGUCAGUAGCAUCAUUAAAAGAAAAUGCACCCAAACAUCCAUGGCUGUGCUCAUCCUGAUGAAUCGAUAGCAAUGAGUUACGGCUCAGCAGUAUCAGGAUAGCCACCAUUUUCCCCAGUAUUCACUUGCUCACUUAUUUAAAUAUAUCCCCACUGCAACUGGUUUCAUUAUGUAGAUAACAUCUUGGUAUCUAAAAUGACAGGUUUAUCUUUUACAGAUUUUUCUUGCCCAAUGUGUUCUUCAGUGGGUCUUGUUGGAUCACUGCUGCUUAGAGCUUUUGCUUGGCCAUGUUGUUCAUUCAGAGACAGAAUUGGAGAUUGUAAAAUUAGUAAGCAACUGUAACUGGGGAGGGAAGAACAGGGAUCACAUGCAUACACCUGUAUAUUUUAGAUCUAAUAAUCUUGCAAGCCUUUUUGGACAGAAAAAAAGUUGUGGUAUUAAGUGUCUAUUACCAUAGAUUAGCACCUCCAUUCUCAUUUACUUGCCAAUUUUUUUAUGAAUGUUAUUUUUUGUGCUCGACACAAGGGCCUUGAUUUUAAAACUCUGCUCAUAUAUAUUCAACUUUUCAUAUUCUACAUGAGGUUUUUUUAAUGGCGAAAUGCUGAACUUUUUAUCAAACCAAAGGUUGCUUUUUUAAAAGCUUUUUGUAAUCAUCUUCUGUUCAUUCCAGUAAGACAGAGGAUGCCAUUUUUCUGGCGACAUAAAGGUCAGUGAAAGUAUUUUGUUUCUGACAGUCCACUUGGAAUUUAAAUUUUAUGGUUUGUUUUUAAAUGAAGUACCGUAUAGUCUCUCAAUCUAUCCUUAGUCUGCGUUGCAGUUGUGCAUAAUCCUAAAAUGGCAUUAAUGAUAUUCUCUGUGUCAUUCAUUGAAAAUCAGAAAAAAGGCACUAGUAAUCUUAAUUUUGAAGUAUGUCCUUUCAAACAAUGUCACUGAUUUUUUUAAACAGAUUAUUUUAAUGUCAUCUAGCUGGUGCUUGAACAAGCUUCCUUCUAUGAAUAAGCCAAGAAAUAGUUGAUGUUGGUAAUUAUUGUUAAUUUAAAACAAUCCCAAAUUAAAAAUGUUAUCAGCAUUUUUCUCCAUUAAAUAUCUUAGCCUCUAGAGAUCAAAGCCAGUAAUAAAAAGCACAGUUUGUUGUCUAGCCCAGGACUGAUAUUUUUCAGAUGUGCUCAUCAGAAUUCCUUUUAAUUCCUAAUAUUUCUACAGGAACUAAUUCCUUGCUUCAUUUUGCAACAAGGCAAUAAAAGCAAAAUGACUGGUACCUAAAGGGUUAGCUUGAGAUAUGUUUCUUCCUAGUGUUGUUUGUUCUUGGUUUUUUGGGAAAAAAAACACAAAAAACCAUUUAUAUAUAUAAAUAAUAUGCUUGCUUGUAAAAUUUGCAUUUGUUACUAUGUUGCUGAUCACUUGGGCUUGUACACACAAUUAACGUGAUCACUUUCAUCUUAAAAGCAGAGUUCUAAAUAUAUAUAUAAUGGACUGUGGGUUGUAUACAAACUCUUGCAUACACACGCAAAGCUGUCUUGACUCAAAGAAGCAAAACAUGUAUAACGUUACUACUUGAAUGCCUCUGUGACUGAUUACUUUUUCAUUUUAAGUAUAAACUUUUUGUGGUAUGUAUGCUUAAUGUUCAUUAUUUUAUCUCCUCCCUUCGGCUCCUUUGUAAAUACAUUAUGUUCUGUGUGACUUGGUUCAGAAAUAGUUAACUGGUACUGUAAUUUGCAUUAAAUAAAAUGUAGGUUAGCCUGGUCAUGAAAUUUAAAAA
Pseudonaja textilis is the source of this 7461-nucleotide messenger RNA. RefSeq names its product glycogen synthase kinase 3 beta (gene GSK3B). Gene Ontology annotation, cellular component: glutamatergic synapse; axon; nucleus. Gene Ontology annotation, molecular function: beta-catenin binding; tau-protein kinase activity; ATP binding. Gene Ontology annotation, biological process: insulin receptor signaling pathway; regulation of microtubule cytoskeleton organization; peptidyl-threonine phosphorylation. The record is from RefSeq and is a predicted model, not a curated record. Lineage: Eukaryota; Metazoa; Chordata; Lepidosauria; Squamata; Elapidae.